AGGCCCUCAGCCUCUCAGAGGUCUCCACUGAACUGUGUCCAGAGAAGGGCAGGUUUCAGAAGGGAUGCCCCCAAACCUUCCCACUGCCUCCCACUCCCACUGCCUUCCCACUGCCUCCCACUGUCUUCCAGAUGGCAUCUGAACACAGCCAGUCCCUGGGACAGCACUGGAGGCACACAGUGGUGCUGGUGGAGCACAGCAUUACAAGGCCACUGUCCAUCACCUCUGCAAGAGCAAGGGAGGUUCUUCCUCAGUGGAGAAAGGCAAAAAUCAAAGCUAGCUUCAAAGGGGACAGGAAGGAGAUUUGGAAAGCUAAAGGUUAGGCAGCCUCUGCUCAAUCUCUUGGAAGAAAAUGGAGCAUGUCCUCCUGGGGAUGCAGGGGCCCAGACCCAGGGAGGACAUGCAGGGGAGAGGCCAGUGGGAUUUAUUGGGUGACUGCCCAAUGUACCUCCUACUGCUGGGAAGCACUGGCCUUGGGAUGAGGGGAAAGAAAAGGGGCCAUUUGUCAUGACCCUUCUGUGGCUGGGGUUUGGUUUUCCAUAGUGUACUUGCUGGCAGAGUGGAGAAACGUGGCUAUGAUGAGAGGAGAAGUGAAAGCUUGUGCUGCAAUGUAGAAAUCCCUUUUAGGCACUAGGGCAGCGAUGCUCAGAAUCUGGAGCAGAGCACAAAGAAGAGGGAACCUCCAUCCUGGAUGGGGUCAGCACCAAAGCUACCUGUUCCCAUCUGGAAGACAGACCUGCUCUCCCCUGCCCUAGGGAAUUUGGUCAAUUCUCUGUAGGCUGAGCCCUACAUCUCUGCCAGAUGCUCCAGCGCCGAGCUGCACCACCCUAGUGCCAUCCCAGGGGACAUUGACCAAUUUCGGGGUGCGGAGGACGGUAAGAUGGUGGUGCCGGGCCAAUGGCAGGGCGCGGGUGCCGUGGCCGUACUUUCCCCUCUGCCGCACCUCAGCACACUUCUGCUUCUGCAGAAACCAGCUGCUUUUGUCCUUUGAAGCGGAACAGAGCCCGCAGGGCCAUCGGGGCCGCUCGGGGCAUGGCCCAGAGCGUGGUCUAUGCCGACCUGAAGUUUGCCGCGGGCCCUCCAUCCACCGUCCCCGAUGAGGAUGACAGUCCCUACGAGAACGUCCCGCUGGGGCCGGUGACAGCAGCGCCCAGCCCAGGGCGCUGGACACGGCGAUGGCGCGUCCCCAGAGCGCUGCUGGCAGCCAGCCUGCUCCUGCUGCUGCUGGUGGUGGCCGUCGUGGUUCUGGGGGCUUACUACUGGCAGGUCACCCGCAGCCUGCAGGACACCUCCCGUGAGCACAUGGCCGAGCAGGGCCGCCUGUCACAGGAGCUGCGGGCUCGGGAGCAGAGCCUGGAGCAGACACAGCUGGAGCUGGCAUGGGCCAGAGAAGAGCUGCAACGAGUGUGGCACGAGUACAACAUCACCCAGAUGGAGCUGGAAAGCAGGAAUGCUGAGCUGGGGCAUACCCAGCAGGAGCUGGCUGUGUUGCAGGAGGAGGUGCAGGUGGUGCAGGGGAAGCUCAACACCAGCAAGAGCCUUGUGAGCAGCCUGCGUGCCUGCGUGAACACAGAUUGCUGCCCCAGUGGCUGGGUACUCUACAGGAGCAAGUGUCUCUACAUCUCAAUGGCAAAGAAGAACUGGCAGGAUAGCCACCAAGACUGUGCAGAGAGAUCUGCUCAACUGCUGGUCCAAGAUGACUGGUCAUCAUUGCUAGUGCCGCUUUUUGUGCAGGCAUCUAAUGCAAGGUACUGGAUUGGAACAAGAAUUUUUUAUGAGGCAGGAUCUUCUGUACGGAGGGACAGCAAAUACCCGAAACGCUAUAAUUCAGACUGCUGGUCAGUAGGUAAUGGGGAAUUAUGGAGUUUGACGUGCAAGAAUCUCUUCCAGUGGAUCUGCGAGAAAUCCCCAAACUUGAGCAGUGCAUCUGAGACCCGACCUCCUUUUCUGACCAAGGACUGACUGCUGCCACUCCCCUCCAUCACUGAACUCAGGAACAGGACCUGGGGGUGUACCCUGGGACUCUGUCCCCUUUGCACACUGCCUCAAUUGCCUUGCAAAACUGCUGGGAAAGGGUGUGUCUAUUUUAAAGCAAGGAUUAUGGAAAAUAGACCUUAUUCCCCUCUCCCACACUCAUGCAUACAUGUAUUAUAGUGCUUUGUACUGUG
Molecule: messenger RNA, 2168 nt
Organism: Corvus hawaiiensis (hawaiian crow)
Lineage: Eukaryota; Metazoa; Chordata; Aves; Passeriformes; Corvidae
Product: B-cell differentiation antigen CD72-like
Exons: 6
Coding region: 898-1962 (354 amino acids)
Cellular component (GO): plasma membrane
Molecular function (GO): transmembrane signaling receptor activity
Source: RefSeq, a predicted model, not a curated record